UUGAGUGGGCACCACUGGCGUCAUUCGCUAUGCAUUGUGGGUACUGUAGUUACUACUGGUACGAAAACCCGGAACUUCAAAUCCAUUCUGCGGAAGUUUGUGCUGCCAAAUAAUGGAAACAAUUGUGUUUGUUUGGACGAGUUGCUCUGGGACAUGUUAGGGCAAGUACCGUCACCGAAAUGAAGGAAAUACUCCGAAAAUUCCUGUGAAAACACCGUAGCAUCUGUUGCAUAGGCUCUUUGUUCAGAUGGCUAGUUAGUAGCUUAAGGUGUUGUCGUCGUGUUCUGAGAAGUGGUCACAAUGUUGAUUGUUAAACGCGUGGUGUGCUUUGCGGGAACCACCGUCCCGCGAUGCACCGCCCUCUCUGUGAGCUACUUAUCUGCUUGGCACUGCCUACUCUCCCCAAAGAGACACAGUCCGUACAGCUCGGUGGACAGUGAUCGCUACUAUUCUCUUGUGAAGUCCGUCAUGUCAUCCAGGGUCAGUUCCCAAACCCCCGAGAACCUGCAAGCGGAGGACGAACACGUUUACGGACCCAUUGUCAAAGGUCCAGCGCCCUCCUCCAGACCAGCAAUGAGGGUACUCCAAACCAUGCAUCCCUUCUCACACUCUCUCGAGACUCUAGAAGCGGAGGAGCCAGAGACAGGACCCCCAACCCGGAUCAUAUUAAACCGAGAAGACAGUUCUUCCGUUCCAAGUGUGACCCGCAUUCUUCAGCGGACCCUGUCCACAGAGCAGAUCUUCUACCUGGAGCGGUGGAAGAGGAGAAUGAUCGCAGAGCUCGGAGAGGACGGCUUCAAAGAAUACAGUCAGAAUUUAUUUAAGCAAGGGAAGCUUUUCCAUUCAGCUGUUGAGGACAUCCUGGCUUCAGGGGCGACUUGCCAGCACAGAAGCCCUUCGGAGACUUCAGAGUAUCCACUGGAGGUCCAGGGCUACAUGGAGAGCAUCUCUCAUGUGCUGGAGGAUGUCACGGCAGUGAGAGCCACCGAAAGCACUGUGCAUCAUGACGCACUUAACUAUCGGGGGAUUUUGGAUUGUGUUGCUCGCUACAGGGGUGUACUAUGUGUUAUUGACUGGAAGACUUCCGAGAAGCCCAAACCUUUCCUGAGCAACACGUAUGACAAUCCUAUUCAGGUGGCAGCCUACGCCGGUGCUUUGAACAAUGACAGCAACUACAAGUACCAGGUUGAAAAUGGACUCAUCGUAGUGGCCUACAAGGAUGGCUCACCCGGCCAUGCUCAUCAGUUGAGCUCAGAGCUGAUGUUGCACUACUGGAAAACUUGGUUGAUUCGUCUCGAAGAGUUCACAGAAAAAAGCUCCAGUCACGCAUCAAGUGCUUUUGGGCAAAAGGGAUUAGAUGUUUGAAGAGAGGUCUGCAAGGGCACGUCCACGGAGCAAGUCCUUUCAGUUUAAGGCAGCUGAAACUGAAAUUAAAAUAUAACAUGUUUCCACGCGCUUGGAGGCUAAAAAUCGAAACCCAACAGCAGGGUACCCCCUCACCAGGGAGUCUCUUAGGCAAGGCAAGGCAAUGCAAGUUUAUUUGUAUAGCGCUUUUCAUACACGAGGCACAUCAUAACAUGUCAUACAAUAAAGUGCCACUGUGCUGAUCAGGACUUUGGCUUAGCCUUUCCCUUUGUGCACUGGCUGUACAAAAAGCCCAACGCACACAAUGCAUCGGUCAGGAUCCAGAAUGCAACUUUCCUUCCGCGCCCAGCACGCAGAAGCAGAGGGAGGUUGUGAGCAUGUUCCGGAUCAUCCGCACUGUGUCCUUGUUGCUACCAAACUUUCAUGUCUGAUUCAAAACCGACCCAACAUGGGACUCAUACAGAGAGCUGAGUGAGAUAUCCUAAGCUGAUGCAGAACACAGUGGUCCUGUAUUUUAAAAUCAACUAUUUAACCAAAAAUAUAUAUUUAGUCACACAGUUGAAAGUACAAAAGUUGGUUGAUUCAGCUGUCUAAAGAGGGAAUGCUGGAAACAUCCUGCAGUGUCAUCAGGUGACACACUGCCUUUGACUAUUUCCAUGUAGCAAAGAUGUGUUUCUUGGACAGAAAUAAGAAAGGAAAUUCUUUUAAUAAAUGUGUAAAACUUCA
Pungitius pungitius (ninespine stickleback) is the source of this 2091-nucleotide messenger RNA. RefSeq names its product mitochondrial genome maintenance exonuclease 1 (gene mgme1). Lineage: Eukaryota; Metazoa; Chordata; Actinopteri; Perciformes; Gasterosteidae. The coding region runs from base 301 to 1365 and encodes 354 amino acids. Gene Ontology annotation, biological process: mitochondrial DNA replication. The record is from RefSeq and is a predicted model, not a curated record. The transcript has 5 exons. Gene Ontology annotation, cellular component: mitochondrion. Gene Ontology annotation, molecular function: single-stranded DNA exodeoxyribonuclease activity.